Molecule: messenger RNA, 1003 nt
Organism: Brassica oleracea var. oleracea
Lineage: Eukaryota; Viridiplantae; Streptophyta; Magnoliopsida; Brassicales; Brassicaceae
Product: F-box/kelch-repeat protein At1g16250-like
Exons: 2
Coding region: 27-776 (249 amino acids)
Molecular function (GO): protein binding
Source: RefSeq, a predicted model, not a curated record
AGCAUGUUGUUGUCACUAAUGUAGUCAUGCGGUUUGAUCCGUUUACGAAAGAGUGGAAAAUGGUUGCUAGCAUGAGAACACCGAGGACUCGCUUUGCUUGUGCUGCUGUCUCUGGCAAGGUUUAUGUUGCUGGAGGUUGCAAUUUAACGCAAUCCAGUGGAGUUUCAUCUGCUGAGGUUUAUGAUCCUGUGGCUGAUAGGUGGGAGGAUUUACUAGAAAUUCCUAGACCAGAAAUGAACUGCUCUUGGUUUGGGUUAUCGUACAAAGGGUCCUUUCAUGUGCUGAGAGCUGGAGAGCAAAUUUCUACUCAAGCCUUCAAUCCAUUAGAGAUGAGUUGGUCCACUGUGGUGGAUAUCUGGCCCCUCCCUAGGAGGAUGAAUUAUGCUGUUCAGGUGAUGAAAAAUGAUCGACUCUACUCUAUUGUAACCCAAGUACUGGGAGGAAGAUUGAUCCAGACUAGGGGGGAUACAGAUGAUGAAGGAGAAUGGUAUACUCUUGGCUCAGUUCCUUGUGUUGUUGUUCUUCCUGAUGAUCCGAGGGAGCCACAGGUGCUCGGACACGGGUUUGCAGCUCUAAGGGAUGAGCUUUAUGUUAUAGGAGGCCGGUUCCUUAAACUGGAAAAAUCAGGUGCAGGGGGAUUUGAGAGAUUGUCUGUCGUGAGGGUGUGUGACCCUUUAGUUAGGCCUCUGAUCUGGAGAGAGGCCAAACCUAUGUGCCUUCCAGCCGCUGGGCCUAUCACUGGGUGUGUAUCUUUGGAAGAAUCAUCUCCACCUUAACCAAAGCGGGGUCAUGGAGUGUCUGUGUGGUGUUAGCAAGAGGUCGUCCCAUUAAUUGUCAAAGGUUACAAGUUAUCAGUGUGCGUGGAUGCUUUUGUUAAAGGAAACUAGCUAUCAGUGAAGGCAACCUAUAACUGUAAUGCAUUUAUGUUCCGGGUAAAAAAAGCUUCUAACAGUUUGAUUUGAAGUGAAUUCAGUAUGUUAAUGAUUUGAACAAGUUUAUUUAA